UGAGAUUGUAUGAUGCAUCUUUUUUUUAUUUUUUUCAUUUCCUCCUUUUCAUUAAAAUGUCACAGAAUACAAAGUGAUUCUAUAGAGUUUUCUAGGCAUGUUCCUCCAAAGGCAUUGGUUGACCAUCUGCUCUAGUUUUUUCCUAUAUCUUAAAAACCCAGAAGAAAUCUGAAGAGGAGUUGAUAUACAACUUCUUACUGUUGAGAGCCCGUUGAUUCUCCAGUGGAGAGAAAGGCUUCUGAUAAUGCUCAGUGUAAUUGGUUUUGAUGAUUUGACAAACUCAGGGAACAGGUAGAGGACCUGGUCCCUUUGAGGACACUUUGCUGAUAACGAUAGCAGACAAUUAGUACAAAACAGAUCCUGCCAAGUCUGCAGGUUUGUGUAUACGCGGCCGAGUCCCUGUGCAGAAGGCCAGUUGUCUAACCAAUACAAAUCUUCCAACGCAUUGUAUAUCACUGAUAUAUACAUUCUUUACAACCAAUUCUCACUUGGCUUUUGGAAUCAAAAAAAGGAAAUAUCCAUUGAAGCUCAUGCUCUCGAGUAUCUGAAAUUUACUCGUGAAGAAGAUCAAGAGUCUGAUAGAGUUAUCAGUUGUUUUUGUUCUUAUUUUAGAGUUAUAAUUUCUUGGUUCUAAACUUGCAAGGUCUACUCCUAAUAUGUAAAGGAAGCUAGACCAGUUCUUUGUUUUUAUUUCUAUUGUUCAUCUUGUCGAAGUAACUAGAACUAGUUAUGGAGACCACCUGAACUCUAAAUCAGCUAGGAGGAUAGUGAUUAAGGAAGCAGUAGAGUUUAUUGCUUCAAAGCUUUAACAAAGUUGUUACAAGGAAAAGAGAGGGAUUGUGAGUGCAAUUCCUAGGUUACAAUAGCUUGUAAUCUAAAUCUUUGGCUCAGUUGUCAUAGUGAAGUAUUGAGCUGAAAUCCUAUGAGAAAGGUCGUGUUUUUUCUCUCUUGAGCAAGGAGUUUCACAUAAAACUUGAGUCUAUUUUUAUCUAUUUGUUCUUUAAGUUUCUGGACUAAUUUCUGAUAAGGGACCCGGUCCCAACUUUUCUGGUGGAAGCAUACAUUCUAACAAUUGGUAUCAUAGUGGGUUUUCUCUAUCUGGUUAACACCAAGAGAAGUUCCUGCAAGAAUGAAUGCUCCACCAAAUUUGGAAGAAGGUCAUUUGUCAACCAGACCUCCUCGAUUCAAUGGUCAGUUCUAUAGCUGGUGGAAAACUCGUUUGCAUAAUUUUCUCAUGGCUGAGGACAGUGAACUUUGGGACAUUGUUCUUGACGGUCCCUAUGUUCCCACUGUUGAAGAGAAAGAAGGAGAGAUUACAAGGAUCGUUUCUAAAACUCGCAGGCAGUAUAUUGAGGCUGACAGGAAGAAGAUUGAGAAAAAUUAUAAGGUUAAGAAACUGUUGGUAUGUGGUAUUGAUGCUGAAGAAUACAACAAAAUUUUUGCUUGUGAGUCCGCAAAAGAAAUCUGGGAUUGUCUGAGGACUACUCAUGAAGGAACUGAGCAAGUUAAAGAAUCUAAAGUGGAUAUUCUGACCACUCAAUAUGAAAAUUUCACAAUGAAAGAAGGAGAGUCUAUCUAUGAUAUGCACACCAAGUUCUCUUCCAUUACCAAUGAGCUUCAAAGUCUUGGUGAACCUGUUCAUCCUAGCAAACAGGUCAGGAAGAUUCUGACGAUUCUUCCCAAGUAAUGGGCUAGCAAAGUGGAUGCAAUAACUGAAGCAAAGGACCUGAAGGUUCUUACAAUGGAUGCCCUAAUUGGGUGUCUGCAAACCCAUGAAUUAAAUCGAGCUCAGGAUGGUCUGAAGAAGGAGACAAAGCAGGAGAAAACUCUUGCUCUUAAAGUUGCUUCAAGCGAACUCUCAGUUGAGGAUGAAGAUAUGGUAUAUUUGACUAUGAGAUUUCAUAAGAUUGUAAGAAAGAAUGGAGGUUUCGUCAAGAAAAGUAACUCCAGUCGACUUGCAAAUGCCACAGAUCUGUAUCACAAAUAUGGCAAACCAGGGCACUUCAUCAGAGAUUGUCCAAUGCAUAAGGUAGAAUACAAAGAAUAUGUUAGAAACAGAGCUGAAAAAAGAAGGGACCUGAUACCUGAUAAGAAGGGAAGGAAGGCUGAAACUGAUUAUGUCGUAAAAAAGGCUUUUGCUGUAUGGGGAAACUCCUCAAGCGACUCUGAGGAGUCUACUCAUCUAGAAGAUGCUUCCAUGGUGGCCGUAAAAGAUGAUGAAGAAGUCUUUGACUCACUAUUUGCUUUCAUGGCACAGUUAGAUGAUGAGGAAGCUGAUGAUGAUGAUGAAACAAAAGUAACUCUUGCUAAUCUUAGACAAAAUUUGCACAUUUACUCUGCUAAAAAAUUAAGAAGCUUAGCAGCAGUAGUGAUUGACUCAGUCACUGAGUUGAUAAAUGAGAAGGACAUGAUGAAUAAUACUAUUGAUAUUUUUCAAGAUGAAAAGCUUGUUCUAGUAUCUCGAAUCACUGAUCUGGAAGAACAAAUUAUGGUCCUGAUAAGCAACAAUGUUGAGCCUUGAUCUAAAGUUCAGGAAUUUGAACAGAAGCAGUGAAGAUUGCAAGAAUGAAGCUAGGAGUGUACUAGCUGAGCUUGAAGAAAAGUUAAAAGUGGCUGAGAUGAAAAUGUGUGAUCUGGAAGAGCAGAUAAUGGUCUUAGUGGCUGAUAAUGUAGAGCUUGAUAUUGAAUUCAAGAAGCUGAGCAAGAGCAGUAAAAGCUGCAACAAUGAAGUUAAGAAUAAAAAGGCUGAUAAUUUGCAGUUGGAACUUGAAGAUAAGUUGAAUGAAGCUGAUGUGAAGUUAACCAUGGCUCUUGAAAGAAACACUCAACUAGAAGGAAAUCUCAUCCAGGCAAAAGAAGAGCUGAGAAAUCUCUGAAAUGGACUGCUUCUUCAAAGAUGCUUAAAAAUAUGUCAAGUCAGGAGCAUAAUGGUGGAAGAGGAUUGGGAUGCCUGAGAAUCAAUUCUUCUUACAAUCCUCACAGCAAAUAUGUCGCUGUAUCUGAUAAUCUUCUGUGUCUCCAUUGUGGAAGAAAUGGCCAUAUGAAGAAUGAGUGUUCUGCCUGGAAGAAUUCUCAAGAAGAUUUCUCAAACUACCUUAAACAAAAGGCGAAACAGAGCAAGGAACCUGGUCCUAACUCUGCACAUAAGAGUAGUAUGAGAAAUGAUAUUUGGCCACACUGGAUCAAAAAUUCCUUGAUUAUGCCAUUAUCUGAUUACUGGGAAGUCCGUUUAAAAUGGGUUUCCAAGCCUAACAAUUAACUUGUGUUGCAGGAAAGUGAGUGAAGUGUAAGUCAAUAUUUGCUUUAUGUUGAAGAAGUGAACAAAGUACAUGAAAGGUAUACACUUAUGAGAAGUAAGCUUGAAAAAAAGGAGAACUGGAAGGUUGGAAAAUUCGUUCUUAAAACACUGAAGAGGGACCGGUCCUGCUUCAAGGAAAUCAGGGAGAUCAACUUAUGACACUUGGAUAAAUCUGGCACUAUUUCGAGCAUUUACAGCGUUGGAUUAUGUUGUUGCUCAGUG
Messenger RNA from Solanum dulcamara, 3520 nucleotides. RefSeq lists its product as uncharacterized. The record is from RefSeq and is a predicted model, not a curated record. Bases 1742 to 2521 code for a protein of 259 amino acids. NCBI's taxonomy places the organism in Eukaryota, Viridiplantae, Streptophyta, Magnoliopsida, Solanales, Solanaceae. The transcript is spliced from 3 exons.